GGAUUCAACGGGCUUCUCCGAAAACCUUCCCCAGUUCUGGAUAUGAAAUUCCAGCUGCUUGCUGAGUGCUAAUGCCGGCUGCCGGGAGGCAGGAGAGCCCUAAGGAGUAGCCACUCAGCAGCAGCCGACGCUUGGGUCCACCAUGAACUGGGGGAUCUUUGAGGGACUCCUGAGUGGGGUCAACAAGUACUCCACAGCCUUCGGGCGCAUCUGGCUGUCCCUGGUCUUCAUCUUCCGCGUGCUGGUGUACCUGGUGACGGCAGAGCGCGUGUGGAGUGACGACCACAAGGACUUCGACUGCAACACACGCCAGCCUGGCUGCUCCAACGUCUGCUUCGACGCGUUCUUCCCCGUGUCCCAUGUGCGCCUAUGGGCCCUGCAGCUCAUCCUGGUCACGUGCCCCUCGCUGCUUGUGGUCAUGCAUGUGGCCUACCGGGAGCUUCAGGAGAAGAGGCACCAAGAAGCCUAUGGGGAGGAUGGUGGGCGCCUCUACCUGAACCCCGGCAAGAAGCGGGGUGGGCUCUGGUGGACGUACGUCUGCAGCCUGGUGUUCAAGGCCAGCGUGGACAUCGCCUUUCUCUAUGUGUUCCACUCAUUCUACCCUAAAUAUAUGCUCCCUCCUGUGGUCAAGUGCCACGCAGAUCCAUGUCCCAAUAUAGUGGACUGCUUCAUCUCCAAGCCCUCAGAGAAGAACAUCUUCACCCUCUUCAUGGUAGCCACAGCGGCCGUCUGCAUCCUGCUCAACCUUGUGGAGCUGAUCUACCUGGUGAGCAAGAGGUGCCACGAGUGCCUGGCAGCAAGGAGAGCCCGAGCCAUGUGCACAGGCCAUCACCCACACGGCGCUACCUCUCCCUGCAAACAGGAUGACCUCCUUUCAGGCGACCUCAUCUUUCUGGCUUCAGACAGUCAUCCUCCUCUCUUACCAGACCGCCCUCGAGACCACGUGAAGAAAACCAUCCUGUGAGGGGCUGCCUGGACCGGGUUGGCAGGUUGGGCCUGGAUGGGGAGGCUCUAGCAUCUCUUACAGGUUCAACCUGAGAGUGGGGACGCUAACCCGUGAGGUGGGGGCAGGCAAGAGACAGGAUUCUGACAGUCUGGAAUCCAACUCCUAGUCCUCCCCUCCAGCCACCUGCCCCAGCUGGACAGCCAUGGACCAGCUCCCCUCCGCUCUAUAGCUCAGUUUCCUUUUCUGUAGAAUGGAGAUCGUGAGGGCUACUGCACAGGGCUGGAGGAAGGAGGAGGGGGCAUUCAUAGAAGAACACACAUGUAGGCACCUUCGAGUGUGUGGCCCACUGUCAGGGCUUAAUAAAAGUCAACCCGUUUGCUGAUUCCA
This is a messenger RNA of Sapajus apella (tufted capuchin), 1333 nucleotides long. It is a transcript of the gene GJB5, whose product is annotated as gap junction protein beta 5. Gene Ontology annotation, cellular component: connexin complex. Lineage: Eukaryota; Metazoa; Chordata; Mammalia; Primates; Cebidae. The record is from RefSeq and is a predicted model, not a curated record. The coding region runs from base 143 to 964 and encodes 273 amino acids. The transcript is spliced from 2 exons. Gene Ontology annotation, biological process: cell communication.